Molecule: messenger RNA, 6171 nt
Organism: Sarcophilus harrisii (Tasmanian devil)
Lineage: Eukaryota; Metazoa; Chordata; Mammalia; Dasyuromorphia; Dasyuridae
Gene: CCBE1
Product: collagen and calcium binding EGF domains 1
Exons: 11
Coding region: 482-1720 (412 amino acids)
Molecular function (GO): calcium ion binding
Source: RefSeq, a predicted model, not a curated record
GUUGUCUAUGCCAUCCCAAUACAAAACACUGACACCCAUUUUCUCUCCCUUACUCUUCUUUCCUUUCCUUUCCCUCCCCUUUCUCAGCUGAGGAAAAGAGGGGAAGAAACGGACUCAGCUCUGAACUCAGGUCAAUCUGUCACUCAAGACCGAAGUCCUGGGAAAGACGCUCCGGCUGUACGCAGUUCCCAUCCUAGGUCCAGGUUGCACCGGGCGGGGAAAGCACGAUCGAACCCCUAAUUCUGACCUUUCUCUUCUUCCCCGCAGCCUCCUUUCCUAAGCCAGGCUCCUGUUCUGACCCCCAGAGCUCUCCGGGCAGGUGGUGCAAACACCCCUGCUCUCCCGCGCCCCCUGCCGGAGGGAGAGAAGGAAAAGGAGGAGAAGAAAAAAAAAGAGGAGGAGAAAAGAGGAGGCUGCAAGGAGGGAGAGAGAAAGAGCGAGAGCCUGGGCGCCGAGGGGGAACUGCCCGAGAGUUUGCCCGAUGGUGCUGCCGCUGCCGCCGCCGCCGCCGCUGUCGCCUCCUCCACCAAGUGGGAGAGGAGGGGCGAAGAGACAGCUGGGCAGAAGCCUGGGUCCCCUGCUUCUCCUCCUGGCGCUGGCACACACCUUGACCUACCGAGAAGAGUUUGAGGACAGUGACAGAGAGGUCUGUUCCGAGAACAAGAUAGCGACCACCAAGUAUCCUUGUCUAAAACCUACGGGCGAGCUCACCACAUGUUUUAGGAAAAAAUGCUGCAAGGGUUAUAAGUUUAUCCUUGGACAAUGCAUCCCAGAAGAUUACGAUGUAUGUUCUGAGGCUCCUUGUGAACAGCAAUGCACAGACAACUUUGGCCGAGUUCUAUGUACCUGCUAUCCAGGGUACCGAUACGACCGGGAGAGACACAGGAACAAAGUGAAGCCUUAUUGCUUAGAUAUUGAUGAGUGUGCCACCAGCAAUGAGACACUCUGCUCACAGAUCUGCAUCAACUCCUUGGGCAGCUAUCGUUGUGAGUGUCGAGAGGGCUAUAUCCUAGAAGAAGAUGGGAGAACAUGUACUAAAGGAGACAAAGGACAUGAUGAGAAAGUACAGAAUGCACUGAAGGCAGAAACCUGCUGUGCCACUUGUAAGGAGUUCCACCAAAUGAAACAGAUGGUAUUACAGUUGAAGCAAAAGAUUGCACUGCUCCCAAACAAUGCUGCUGACCUAGGCAAGCAUGUCACUGUUGACAAGUUGCUGGCUUCAAACACCUACUUACCAGGACCCCCUGGGCAACCUGGUGGUCAGGGCCCUCCAGGAUCACCUGGACCAAAAGGAAGCCCUGGAUUUCCUGGUGUACCUGGGCCUCCUGGACAGCCUGGUCCUAGGGGCUCAAUGGGACCUAUUGGACCAUCUCCUGACCUCUCCCAUAUUAAGCAAGGCCGGAGAGGCCCUGUGGGUCCACCAGGUGCACCAGGAAGAGAUGGUUCCAAGGGAGAAAGAGGAGCUCCUGGACCCAAAGGAUCUCCAGGACCUCCUGGUUCUUUUGAUUUCCUCUUGCUAAUGAUGGCUGACAUUCGAAAUGACAUCGCAGAACUUCAGGAGAAGGUGUUUGGACACCGGACUCAUUCAUCAGCAGAGGAGUUCCCAUUACCUCAGGAAUUUUCCAACUAUCCAGAUGUCUUAGACUUUGGCUCUGGAGAAGACUAUCCUAAGAGAACUGAGACAAGAGACUCAAGAAUUGACAAAGACUUAUAUCCUUAGCAGGGCCUAGGUAUUUCAUACCAAAAGUACAGGAUGAAAAGGUUGAUUCUCUCCUGAAUUUGAAUGAAGGAAAGAAAAAAAUGCACUGGGGAUUUAAAAGAUAGAUUUUUAUUUUAUUUACUCUUCUCUUCUACCCUUGUACCUCCUUGCUUCCAAAUACUCUCUUUUAAUAAGCCACCUCCUUAUCUCUUGGUAAGUAGACCAGUAACUGACUCAUAUGCCUCCCAGCCUAAGCCAGUUAGGCUAAUGAAUCAAAAUUUCUCCAUUAGUUUCCUUUUGUUUCAACUAAAAGAUUCAAAGAAACUUCCAGAGUUUGACAUAAGAAAUCUGUUCAUUUUGUGAAUGAGAAUGUCCCCAAAGGAUGAGAUAAUGGGCCAGGUGAUAAAAUUCUAAAGCCACUUACAAAAAAUUUAUCAAUUAGUUAAGCAAUAUAUUAUAUGCUAGACAUUAGGGAUAUAAAGAUUAAAGUGAAAUAGAAUCUGCCCUCAAGUUUUUGUAGUUUAAUAGGGAAAAUAGCAUGCACAUUUAUAGACACAUACAAAUGACAUAAGGCUAAUAUUUGGAACCAUAAUUUCAUCAGUGAAGAAAGAGACUUCUUUCAUUAAUCCAGAUAAUAGUAUGAACAUGCCUUCUCAUCCUCUGUGAUUCCUAAUACGGAAAGGACUAAUGGAACUAAAGGAACAAAAUCUCCUAAGCAGAAGAUUGGUCAAGAUUUUGGAGGAGAGAGAUUCUCUAAAAUAGUACAUUGUUUGUAUAACCUUAAUGAGGUCCUUUCAUUUUUAAAUGUCCAUAAUUAGAUGAGUUUUCUUGCUGUCACUGGAAGAAGAAUUACCAUCUUUGCUGGUAUAUAUAAUGGAGUCUUAAAAACCCCAAAUGAGACUGUUAAAGUGUUCUUGCCUUGCUUUUAAGUAGAUUCAGCAUUCAGAGUAAAAAGUGCUGCACUAAAUUCUCUCUUUUUAUAUAAAUAUAUUGAAUAUUGCAUAUGGUAAAGAGAUGAAAUGUAUUGAUAUACAUCAGAAACCAUUAAGGAGUGAUAUGCCAGAAGAUUUUUUAACUCUUUGGUCAUGUGGAUAGGUAGGCUUUGAAGAACUCUCCUCAGUAAAUCACAGUUUCAUCAAAGCAGGAUCAUUGGCCAUAUUGGUGGGGGGAAGGAGUACAAAUUCCCGGAGCCAAGCUUGUCACCUGAAGAAACCUUAUCUGGAGGGCCAUCCUGCCCUUGAGUCGAAGUAUUUGAAUCAAUUUAAGAUUGGACUCCAGACUGUGAAAGACUGUAAUUUGGAGUUAGUUUUCCUCUUUCGAUGGUCAAAUGAAGAGGAAACGGCUAAAUCUACAGUUAAAUUUUCUUUUAAUAUUAGAAGAGCUUGUCAUAAGUCUAUACCAACUUGACCAAUAUAACUAGGACUAAUGCAGUUAAAGAAAUUUCAUGUUGGGGGGAGGGAUGCUGAGCAAAAAUGAGCUUUCUCCAGUAAGUAGAAGUUUCCCGUUACUACUAUUGUUAUUCUAUGGUUUUUGAUAAGAAAAAGUAUUUUCUCUUGUGCUUUCAGUUUUUCUGCUUGAGUUCCUUUCCUUCAUAACUGCAGAAAACAGUUUGCAAAAGAAAUUUUUCCCUAACCAUUCAAUUAAAACCAAAUGUUUAUAGAAUUUGGGAUCCUAAAUUUGGAAAAGACCUUAGAAGUCAUCUAGGUCAACUUCUUUAGCCAAUAGAUGAAGAAGCCCCUUGACAAGGACCCUAAUAAGCAUUGAUUCUAGUGAAAAGGAGCUAUCAUGGAAACAAGCCAUUCUACUUGUUUGAAUUGCUGUCUUUCUCCAGUAGUCCCCUCUAGUCAAGUCAUUGUGGACUAGGCAUUGAGGAAGCUAAAAAAGAAACCAACUUUUUCUUUAGAUUUAUUCUUCCUAGGAUCAGUCAAGACCAAGAUCCUUUGGAAAGUUUCCCCCAAAAGAUUAUUUGCUUGAGAAUGCUUGAGGCUGCUAUUGAACAAAAGUCAUAUAACUUCCUCACCACCAUUCUAGAAAUGCUUGCUGCUUUCUUCUUUUUCUUCCCCUUACAUAGAAGUUCGGUAGGAAGCCCUUUUGCUUUUCCUCCUGUUGGACCUUUUCCCUCUAAUUCUUAGCAAUGCAAAUUGUAGUUCCUAAGGACUUAUGUGGUUAAAUUUGUGAUUGUUAUCGUUUUGUCAAUAAGUUGUAUAGACAUCUCAUGACCCUAUUUAGGGUUUUCUUGGCAAAGAUAAAGGAGUAAUUUGCCCUUCCCUGCUCUAGAUCAUUUUACAGAGGAGAAAACUGAGGCAAAUAGGGUUAAAUAAUUGCCCAAAGCCACAGCUAGGAAGUAUCCAAAUUCACAUUUGAACUCAGGUCCUCCUGACUUCAGGGUCAGAAGUAUAUUCACCUUACCAUCUAGCUGUUCCUAAAUUUGUGAUUCCAUGAAUGCAAUUGGCUGUGGAUCUUUUUAUGUUUAUCUAGCCUAUAUGAUUUGUCUUUCUAAUGGGAAAAGUGAGGUAGCUAAAUGGCACAUCCCAAUGGGCAAUGAGUAGAGAAAGCCAGGUGUUCGAGUUAGAGUUAAGAAGGCUUGUUUUCAAACUCUACCUCAGACAUUUCCUAGCUAUAUGACCUUGAGCAAUUCACUUAGGUUGUUUGUUGCUUGAUUUCCUCAUCUAUAAAAUGAUGGCAUUAGCCUCCAUGGCUUUUGAGGUCUUCUCCAGUUCUAAAAUUACAGUCUUCAAUUAAGCACAGGACUAUUUGGAUGAGGUCUCAUUGUUUUCACAUUUAUCCAUCAUAUUUUUCUUCCAUUUUCUUUUUCAUUUUGCUAUUCAAUCUUAAGAAUGCUAGAGAAAAGGAUGCUCUGGAUACCCAUCUAAAGGAUUAUUAGCAAUAAUUCCCUCUCCUUCCCCUAGCACGUGUGUCAAAUACCACAGUCCAAUCACAAUUAGCCAACAGCUGUGCUCAACAUAAACACUUUAAGCCUGGCUCUUAUUAAUGUGAAGCUUCCAUUGAAUGUCCCAGAACUUUAAGAAAAGAAAAUCUCCUUUGAAGCAAUUUUUUCAGACCAAGAGUCUAGAUUGGCCCAUUGGCUUCACAAAUGCUUGUUCCUUUUCCAGCAUCUUUUCUGCUUCCUUCCGUCUAGCCAGUUACAGUGAUAUAGCACUAGCCUUUCCCAAUACUAGGUUUCAGAACACAUUUGCUCAACAGCUGUUGGUUUUGCCUGGAAUAUAUUUAAUGUUUUGCUUGUUUGUGAAGUACAUUAUUUAAAGGGUGUGGAUGGAUGAAUGCUUUAGAAAAUGGUGCCAUGGAUUGUGAGAAAUGAUUGGAUCUGUCUUUGAUGUAGCAAAAAUAAGAAAUUUUAUUGCUUUUUUCCUCAAAAUUAUUGUUUGUUUUUGGAAAUCUCUCUAUUGUUAAAUUCUCGUAAAAUACAAACUUAAGCACACAGAAGGUUAUAGACCAGGAUAAUAUAUUCAAAUUAUAUAAAUUGAAGCUGGUAAAACUGAGAUUCCCACACCUCUUUCAAAGAACAUUGUAUGUUGGGAAUUGUAGACAAGCACACAGUUAUUUUUUGUCUUUUAUAAUCUCAACCUGCUGGAUCAGGUUAAUUUAGUAAAUAAUUUUUAGCCUGCAAUCUCCCAAACACAGGCUCCUGUCAUAAUAUUAAAUGAAGAUUUCAUUUCCUCAAAUAAUGUUUUAAGAUUACAAAGAAUAUGUGACAUCAAAUAGAAAAUCCUUUUAUUCCCAACAUAUAUUUUAGUUAUGUUUAAAAUAAACUUCCACAUAUGUAAAUAUACUAUUUCUGUUUUAAACCUAGUGGACAACUAUGUUUUAGAUAGAGAGUAAGUAGGACACAGUAUAUCUGUAAUAAAUCAUCUUCUAUAGUUCAUGUCAAGAAUUGUUUAGUAUCAUCUUCAAUAUUUCAAGAUAAAUUUGGAUUCAAAAUGUAUGUAUUCACAUAAUCCAGGCUUAAAAGAUUUGAGAUUGUUUUAAUUUUUUUUCUUUUUCUUUUUUUUUUUUGAAGAGCUUUUUUCCUUUUCUGGAAAAAAGUAAUAUGGAAAUUAUCUGCGAGGCAGGCAGAAUUAUAUUUUAUUUUCAGAACGUUCCUAGUCUCCUGAGACAGAUCUGUAUAGUGAAAAAAUAUGCCCUUCUGUGCUCCAGAGUAGGGCAAAAACUUAACCUCAACUUCCUGGAUAAAUUUAAAAAUAAAAUCAAAUAAAGAAUUGGCCACUGUGCAGCUUCAGAUGACUAACUUCCUAAGCCCCCUACAGGUAUAGUAAGUGUAUGUGAGCUAACAGUAUCCCCAGAGAUUAAGUGCCAUCUGACUUUUCCCAGGCUAUACUUGUCUAUAUUAAUAUCCAGUCCAAGAUGUGCCUGGCAGAGGGACUCCCUUUGCCACAAACAUGCAAGAAAGCAUCACCCAUGGAAACCCACAAUACCCACAGCAUCUCUUCAUGUAGGUCCAGGAAACAAUAUAC